This is a messenger RNA of Enterospora canceri, 105 nucleotides long. NCBI's taxonomy places the organism in Eukaryota, Fungi, Microsporidia, Enterocytozoonidae. The record is from the annotation of a GenBank genome assembly.
AUGCAGCAUUUCCUAAGCUCCAUCAUUGCAUUGAUCAAAUUAGGAACAUUCUUCUUAGCUGAAUCAACUAGAAACUCAAAGUUUUUCUCCAGUAUUGCCCUGUAA